Molecule: messenger RNA, 318 nt
Organism: Ascochyta rabiei
Lineage: Eukaryota; Fungi; Ascomycota; Dothideomycetes; Pleosporales; Didymellaceae
Exons: 1
Coding region: 1-318 (105 amino acids)
Source: RefSeq, a predicted model, not a curated record
AUGCAAGAGCCAUCAACACCAUCCUCGUCAUCAGAGACACUCGCAAGCCAACCACAACGAGCAACACCACCUACACGGCACCACCGCAACCAAGACUCUCUCAUCUUCAUCAACGCGACCAUCCCCCUCAGCCCCGCGUCUUCUACCUCAAACGACUCCUCCAGCGACACCUUACUCGACGGCCUGGCGCCGCGAAAACGCAGCGGCUUCGCGCGCCUGUUCUGCUGCUUUGGGCGUGAAGAGCGCGCGAGGCGGCGGGCGCUGAGAGCCACCCAGUUUGAGAAGGUCGGCGAGAAGUGUCACUGGUCCGAGUACUGA